AUGAUUUUACGAUUGGAUUGGGAACAUUAUAUUACAAAUCUAGUUCCGAUUCGCAUGGAUAUUUCUUUGAAAUGGUCCUAUGGCCCUAAUCUGAUAGUAAAAAAAUCGGCACUCGAGUCUAGCCAUACCGAAAAUGUGCCAGAUGAUGAUGAGUCCGAUAAUUCUGACGACGAACCCGAUGAUGUUGGUGGGGGAUGA
Ambispora gerdemannii is the source of this 198-nucleotide messenger RNA. The record is from the annotation of a GenBank genome assembly. NCBI's taxonomy places the organism in Eukaryota, Fungi, Glomeromycota, Glomeromycetes, Archaeosporales, Ambisporaceae.